AUGACUGACACACAAGCGCCGGCAUACGUCGAGGAGCUCCUCGAGAUCGUGAAGAAUGUCUUAUACGAGAACCCGGAGCAAGAGACUCGACUACGCGAGGCCAUUCUUCAACAUGCUCGAUCUCAGUCUUUCCGUGCCACGAUUGAACAAGAGAUUCAACUUCUCGGCGAGACGAUUGCCAAUAUCGAGAACGAUUUUUCGACUAUAGAGUCUGAAGUUCAUGACAUCGACGGGCGCAAGGUGAUUCGAGAGUUAGAUGGCUCCCAUCAACGCUUUCUUCCCCGAUGGAUGGGUUUGCGCCAGGAAUACACAUCGGUCAUGCUAUACUCACAAACCUCAGCCGGUAAAAUCAACAGCAAAAUCCAUAGCUUCCUCCGGCACAUUAUACCCAUUCUUGAGAACGAGAGCUACUCCAUUGAUGAGAAGAAAGAGUCUCUUGAGUUUUAUGUAGAGAGCUUGGCGGAAUUUCAGCAACAAGGAGAUGGCAUCGGAACUCGAUUCCUUCGUCUGUCUCAAGGAGUUUCAGUGUUCAAGGAUGAUAUAGUCAAGGCAGCCAAACGAGGACAGAGACUCAAUACCAUGGAGCUUGAAUCGCUUCACGAACUGAUCACCCGAUUGCAGAAAGACUUCGAUAAAGCCUCAGGAUUUUUCAAUCAAGCCUGGGAUAUUGUGGGAUCCACUGUACUCAGGACCAGUACCAUGGUUUCUGCAGCAGGAAUUGGAGCAGGUGGUGCAUCGCUCGCGAAGAUAAUUGGUGCAAAGACGGCGGCAAGUACCGUGGCGGUCCAGGGGGGGUUAUUCGGCUGCGCUGGUAGCAUCACGACUGCGGGAGGAACAACAUGUAGCGCUGGGUUCUACACCGGUGGUGGAACUGCUAUCGCUUCCUCAGGGACCGCCGCGUCAGGACUUGCAGCGCUGGCUCCCGUUGCGGCCGCAGCUCUUCUGGUUGUUGGACUCGGUGCCCUGGGAUACUCAGUUUAUGGUGGAGUGACUGACCACUCGACGAAGAUGAAAGAACUUUCGACUCGUUUAGAGGAGAAACAGGAAGAAUACAAUCGGAUACAGCGAAAAGGGGCGGAUUGCGAGAACGUUAUUAGAGAAUUGCAGGCAUUAGACCCAGCCUUUUUACGUCUUGCAAAUCGGCUUUCUUCUAUGCAGCAAAUUUGGCGUCUCCUUGUUGUCGAUGCUCAGAACCUAUCUAAUGAAUUGACUACAAUGCAGUCCACUCAAGACCCUGUGCUGCUCUCCGUGUCGACGACUUACAUCAAGGUCCUCUACGAAACGCUCCAAGUGGCACUCGACAAUUACACCCUGCAGGUUUCGAGGCCCCGUACCUGA
Molecule: messenger RNA, 1338 nt
Organism: Cyclocybe aegerita
Lineage: Eukaryota; Fungi; Basidiomycota; Agaricomycetes; Agaricales; Hemipholiotaceae
Source: the annotation of a GenBank genome assembly